AUGGCAACCGAACAGUGGUUCGUGGGGCCGCUCGCCGCGGGCUCUGGGGAAACGCCGCCCCUGGACGACUUGGAAUCUGGGGCACAGCCCUGCGAAGACCCCUCGUGGUCGCCUCCCCCUGGCGGACCUGGGAACCCACCUGAGGCGGAGCCUGAGAAGGAUGUUCAAGGACAGCUGCCCCAGGCCCCCACCUCUACGCCUUCCCCGGAGCGUCCGGCCCCAGGCCCCCGGCCCACCCCUCCUCGCCUGCCAUGGGACACCAUGUUCAGCCCCAUCACCGAACAGCUCUGCUACCUGCUUAAGAAGGCAGAUGAUUUCCAGAGCUACUUGCUCUACAGCAGAGACCGAGUGCAGAAGGAACAGUUGGCAAAGGCCAUGCCCACCUUUUUGCAGAUGUGUGAGCCUUACUUCCUGUACCUGGAGGCAGCUGCUCGGAGUGUGCCCCCCGUCUAUGGAGCCCUGCAGGAGCUGAUCCGAAAGGGGCUGCUGGAGAUCUCCCAACAACUCACUCUUCGCCUGGAACAGCUGGUCCUAAUGUAUGCCUCUUUUGGGUUCGUGAACUUGGAGGAGACUGACCCCCUAAGCAUCUCCUGCUUCUUCUGCGGGAGGUUCUCCAUCAGUCCCUCCUAUGAGGUGUCCAUCUUCAGAUACUGUGCGCCUGCCGCCUACACCGCCAGCCGCUUCCCCCGAUACCUCUAUAAGAAGAUGCGCUGGAACCUGGAAACCACCCCAGAGGCCAGCAGCCGGGAGCAAGAUUCCCACGUGGAUUACUACUUCCUAUGCUAUCGAGAUACAUGGGAAGACACAGGCAAGAGUCCGGCCAAUUCCUGCCCCCAGAUUCAGAAGCUGUGGUCCAUCGGCCGAUGGGUGCCCCUAGGACCAGCCGAGGAUGACCUUUAUUCAUGGAUUUUGUGCCCGCAGCCGCCUGGGGACUACCAGCAGCUGCUGACCAUCGGCUUCGAGGAGCCGUCGCACAUGCUGGCCACCGACCUGCUGGUGCAGAUCCUCACGGGCCAGGAAGGCCCGGCUCGGCCCCCGAGUGCCGCGGGGCCCGCGGCGUGGGCCGCUCAGGAGUCUUGA
Molecule: messenger RNA, 1080 nt
Organism: Rangifer tarandus platyrhynchus (Svalbard reindeer)
Lineage: Eukaryota; Metazoa; Chordata; Mammalia; Artiodactyla; Cervidae
Source: the annotation of a GenBank genome assembly